This is a messenger RNA of Menidia menidia (Atlantic silverside), 2211 nucleotides long. The record is from the annotation of a GenBank genome assembly. Lineage: Eukaryota; Metazoa; Chordata; Actinopteri; Atheriniformes; Atherinopsidae.
AAAUAGAGGAGGCGUACUGCAGUCGUGCUUACAGAUACAAUUACUUGAAGGGUUGGUUACCAUGAAUGACACAAAUAAAUCUGUUGUUCCCCUCGGACAAUAUUAAUAGCCGCACGGCACAGAUGGUGAGACAGCAUAAUUUCAUGCAGCUUUCAAAACACUGCGAGACAGAAAUAGAUUCAUCUGUGUCUGCUGCCAUAAAUCGCUGCUGCCAGCCAGAAAGCUCUCCUGGCAUCUCCAGUUAUCUGCCUCUUUCCCACCCCUUCUCCCACUUUUAAUGGAUCCAUAUAUUCUCAAGUCAGGCUGUUGCUCCUGAUCACCCGUGCUCGUCAAUACAUUUCUUCUUGUUCAUUUUCUGCUUGGAUGUAUGUCCUUGUCUGACUGCAGUGUUCGUCCUGCUGGCAUGUGUGUUUUUCUGUCUCACUUUCCCUCCGUGUACUGACAUGUUUCAAUGUCCUUCUCUUUGUAUCCGCAAUUCACUGCCAAUAUCAGCUUUGAUUUAGGUUUUUCAGAGAUCUUUUUGUUUCCUUUUUUUGUUUGUGAACGCAGACAACUGGAAUGUACCAAAACCACAUCAAAGACACCAACAACAACUGCAAUAAAAGCCUGCUCUCUCGUCACAAGGAAAAGCUUAUCCAGGCUAUUAAAAGGAUCAAGCAUGAGGUAGAUGAAUGCAGAGAAGCAGAAACAGACACGCACAUAGACUCAGUGGACGUGGAGAACAGGUUCGAUGAGCUGGAACGGGAAAUCAAAGCCGAGUUUCAGAACAUCCAUCGCUUCCUGUAUGAGGAGGAGUUGAAAGACCUGGAGAGGCUGAGCAGGGAGAGAAAAAAGCAACUGAAGCUCCUGAAGGAGAGGGAGAAGAAGAUAGCAGCUCAAGCAAGAGAUCUGGAGGGUGCAAUCACAAUUCUGAACAGCAAACUGGCUGAGGAGGACAGUCCAAAGCUGCUCAAAGAAAUUCAAGAUCUCAUAAAAAGGCAGGUUUUUCUGUCACAGGUCAGCUUUGUUCUUCCAGCGGAGGUGGACACAGAAGUUCGUUCUGGCCAGUUCGUGGGUCCCAUCCAAUACAGGAUAUGGAAGCACAUGAAAAGCUGCCUCUAUCCAAACAUUACAUCAGUCACCUUUGACCCAGAGACAGCCCAUCCUAAUCUGUGCUUGUCCAAGUCCUGCACGGCGGUUUGGUAUGAUGAGGAUAAAGACACUUCGGGCAUCCAGGCCAACCCACGCCGGUUUCACUAUUAUUACUGCGUACUGGGUCACCAAGGCUUCACCACCGGCCGUCACUACUGGGAGGUGGAGGUGGGCAACAAGACAGCCUGGAGACUGGGUGUAGCUCAAGAAGAUAUUCAAAGAGGUGAGAUGGCUGCGACGGGCACCUCCAGUGGUCUGUGGACGCUGUCCCUGAAGGGGGGAUCCAUCCAGGCGUGCACUGACCCAAAGCCCACCAAAGUCAAUGUGUCCUUACGCCUUGUCCGCAUCGGUGUAUUAUUGGACUGUGAGAAGGAGGAGGUGACUUUCUAUAAUGCUGUAACCAUGGCACCAAUUUAUACCUUCUCCAUGGGAACCGUCAUGGUUCCCCUGUUCCCCUUCUUUAACCCAUGUGACACAGAUGAAGGAAUGAACCUCGCACCACUGAAGGCCUUUAAUCCUUCACUAUAAGAUGCAGUGCAAAGAAUAAAAGUGAAUUAUGUUUAAGAGGAAUUAUCAGCUAAUUGUUUUUGACUUGUGCCAAAUGUUUCAGCCUCUCCAUCUGGAUCACUCACUAUUUAAUUCUCUCUCGUUUGAAAUUAAACUUCAAAUCUUCUGGGUUCGGACUGCUGGUCCAAACCCAAGACACCACAUAAAGACGUCAUGGGUUUUAUUAAUUCUCUUUGGCAGGCUCAGGGACAAAACAAUGAAUCACAGAAGUAAAUAAGUGUAAAAUAAAUAUGUAUUAGUCAUAUGUGCUUUCAACCUGCUGAAAGAGUGUUGGAAAUAGAAACAAUUCAGCAUUGAAAUUUUCUAAUGGCUAAACUGGUGUGGUAAUCUCAAAAUAUUUCUGUUGUAAUCGCACUUCUGAUGUCAUGUCAUUAAAAUGCUUUUGAAAAUGUGCUUUCAUGAGUGUUGACUGGUUCGAUUAGAAAACGGGCUCUUAAAAGUGGAAGCAGAGGGGAGGUUGACCACAGCAGGUGGAAACAGCUUUAUGAUGUUACCUUUGGCCUGUAUAUAAAU